AACAGAAUUUUUUAUUCUAUAAUAAUAAAAUAUUUGCUCCAAUGAUCGUCUCUUCAUCGAUCAACACUCAAAAAAGUUUUUUAAUUGAGUGCCAUUUGACUCUGCAGAUCGCACUCAACAACUUCUCUUCAGAUCCUCUACUCCCAUGACCAACGCCGUCAAAUCCUCCGGCGCUUUUCGCACACCCUCUUCCUCGACUCCUGCUCUGCGCAGAUCGACGGCGUUCAAGCGCCAAAAUCUCAGAACCACUCGCCGUUGUCGUUCACUGAGUCCGACACAGAGUUCGAGCUUCCAGGCUCAAGACACCGGCAUUGAAGAACAUGAGCACGUAGUGGCGGAAAGAAAUGUACUGAAGGACCAACUGGCUGAGAGAAAUGAGAAAAUUAAGAAGCUGAAGGCAGUUAUUGAAUGUGCAUUGAAGGAUUUGAGCAAUGCAGUUAAUCAUCUGAAGGAAGUUUCCCCUUCUAAUGAGGAAGAAAAUGGAAGAAAAAUAGCAGAGCAGCCGAUAUCCCCCGAAGUGAAAUCAGCUGAAAAUUGCAAACUAGGAAAAGUUGAGCCUAAAACACCUGAAGUAAGAGCACCUAGAAAACGCAGAAAUGAUAUCUGGGGACGACGAUCAAAUGUAGAUGAUUCUCUGCCACCUAAGAAAAAGUCUUAUCUCAGCCGGAGCACAGGUCGGUCCUUUCCGUAGUUUUAGAUUUUCAAAGUGUCUGGGGUUCUAUGUGGAGUUUGAAGUCUUUUUGCUAGACAGAAUUUUCAGUUUGUUCACUGAAAUUUUACCUUGAUGUAUCAUGUAACGGCUCAAUGAAAUUAUAUAUGUGUUUUAAAUAUUGUUAGUAUCAGACAAUGAAUGGUUAAAGAGACACGUUUGCAGCUUUAUGCUUGUGGUUUGAGUAA
Molecule: messenger RNA, 897 nt
Organism: Mangifera indica (mango)
Lineage: Eukaryota; Viridiplantae; Streptophyta; Magnoliopsida; Sapindales; Anacardiaceae
Exons: 2
Coding region: 146-691 (181 amino acids)
Source: RefSeq, a predicted model, not a curated record